Messenger RNA from Limulus polyphemus (Atlantic horseshoe crab), 1063 nucleotides. RefSeq lists its product as uncharacterized. The record is from RefSeq and is a predicted model, not a curated record. The transcript is spliced from 5 exons. Lineage: Eukaryota; Metazoa; Arthropoda; Merostomata; Xiphosura; Limulidae. Bases 208 to 981 code for a protein of 257 amino acids.
GAGCAGAGUUCCACAGACCGAGCAAACUAUUUUCUGACAGGCACUGAAUCCUUUACUGAAGAGCACAAGUUUCAAGUUUUACCCUCAGGCUGUUACGCAUUAUGGACGACAAGAGCACUGGCUACAGUACUCCUUGAGGUCAAGAGAGGGGUCAACAACUUUCGCAGUUAACAACAAGCCAGGCAGCAGCAUUGAUGACACGGAAAUAUGAUGAAUAUGGGUCAUUCUAGAAGCGGAAUCUCAAUCCUGACAUUUACGUUAUUCAUUAUGCUUCUAACAACAGAUGGGGCGACCUCCACGAGUAGUUUCUCUGGUGACGUCAAGGUAGAAUCUUUAGAGGAUCAAGAAGAUCACUUCCUUAACCAGAAGGAGGUAACGGAGGUGAACAAACGAGCCAUCCCGUUCCUUCCAAUGAGAGGCCGAAGGGAAUACAAAGAGAAACAAAUCAGUCUAGAAGGAAACAAAAGAGCUUCGGGAUUUUUUGGUAUGCGGGGUAAAAAGGAAGAAACAAGUGAAGGAAAUAGAGCCAUCACUUCCUUUGGAUUUCAAGGGAAAAGGGAUUACGUUGAUGAUAAAAGGGGAAGUUCUUUCUUUGGAAUGAGAGGUAAAAAAACCAACAUGGAAGACGAAGGAGGAAUAUCGUUUACUGGAAAUAAAAAUGGGGAAAUAAAUCAGACACCAAAUUUCAGGAAAUUUCCAACAAAUAAUGAUUUUCAUUACACUAUUGGUCAAGGCAAACAAGACGAUAUAGAAAGUUACAUCAGUAAACUGAAAGAGGAUUACUUAAGAAAUGGGGCAGCCAGUAGCGACUCUUAUUUACCUGAAACGUUGGAGAUUGAGAACAAACGAAGUGGUACGUUCUUUGGGAUGAGAGGGAAAAGGAAUGCCAAAAUAGUUCAGAAAACAACUAAAGAGGUACGAAAAGUUCCAGGGUUAACGAGGGAAGUAGUUUUUUGCUUCUCGAGGAUAAAACAUCGAUGAAGAAGAACUCUACGUUUAUUAAAAUUGAGCACAGAAUAUUAUGUUCUAACACAUCUCAAAAUUGUCAACAUAUCCAAGACAU